This is a messenger RNA of Hydractinia symbiolongicarpus, 406 nucleotides long. Its product is annotated as L-rhamnose-binding lectin ELEL-1-like. The transcript is spliced from 2 exons. Bases 37 to 336 code for a protein of 99 amino acids. Gene Ontology annotation, molecular function: carbohydrate binding. The record is from RefSeq and is a predicted model, not a curated record. Lineage: Eukaryota; Metazoa; Cnidaria; Hydrozoa; Anthoathecata; Hydractiniidae.
AUCUCGUCUUUCAAAGGAUCCAAGCUAAAAAAAAAUAUGUGCAAAAUCACCAUACGUCAGUUGGUACACUGCAAUGGUGACUCACUAUAUAUGCAGUGUCAUUCUGGAACUAAGAUCAAGAUCGAUCACGCUGAAUUUGGUCGACGCUCGCCACAUUUUUGUCCCGGAGCGAAUUCUACCACAACCACAACAUGUCAAGCAAGUUCUGCUUUGAGAAGGGUUACCUUUAUUUGUCAAGGAAGACCACAUUGCUUGCUGCGUAUAUCAACAGAAUUGUUUGGUGAUCCUUGCCCUGGUGUGGCUAAGUAUCUAUUAGUCCGUUAUUUUUGUGACUGAACACGAGUUAAAGUAACUAUGUUGACUUGUAUCUGAUUGAGAGAAAAACAUUUAACAAUAAUCAACGUGA